Messenger RNA from Anguilla anguilla (European eel), 2096 nucleotides. RefSeq lists its product as uncharacterized. Bases 130 to 1365 code for a protein of 411 amino acids. The transcript is spliced from 11 exons. NCBI's taxonomy places the organism in Eukaryota, Metazoa, Chordata, Actinopteri, Anguilliformes, Anguillidae. The record is from RefSeq and is a predicted model, not a curated record. Gene Ontology annotation, molecular function: protein binding.
GAGUCCAUAGAGGCAGGGCAUAAUUGCUUUCAUCCCACCAGGAGUAGUGUGGCCUCAGUCAGCCAAGGUUCUUCCAAGAGUGAUGAACCGCCCACUUUUUGGCUAGGCUGUGAAAUCUGGGGUGAGCAAAUGUCGAGAGAUGAGCAGGCGAAGAGGGGUGGAAAAGGAACGGCAAGACCCAGCUCGAAAACGUCUUACGUCUCUGCCAGUCUCCGGCAGUUUCUGAAGUCAUACGAAAGACAUUGUGUGGAAAGUGAGAGCUGCAUCAGUCCCUCUGUGAGGCGAGAUGUCCUGCGAUGCAUCGAGAAGGAGAAAAACAUGACUAAGAUCACACUCACCUUCCCGGAGAACACACCCGGGACUCACGUGUCCCCCAGCCUUUGGCCCCUCCUCCAAGCGGUGCGGGACACACGCUACACACACGGGCGCGAGCUGACCGUCUGGGACCUAUCACCAAGACAACAGGACGUCGCCGAUCUAUGCCUCCUGCUGGAGAAGCGGGGUAGGACGGAGUACCCUUUCAGACAGCUGGGGCUGCUGGACUGCAGACUGGACGUCUGGUCCCUGGGGCGGCUGGGUCGGGCUGUGGCACUCAGCUCCCUUACAGUCCUCUGUCUGGACUAUACCCCUGUUGGAGAGGAAGGAGUGAGAGCACUACUGUGUGGCCUAGAGGGGGACAACCAUGUCCUUUCCCUGAGUUUGUGUUACUGUUCCCUGGGCCCAAGCAGUGGAACUCUGUUGGGUGCCCUGGUCUCGAGGAGUGCUGUCAGCCUUGGAUAUCUCACCUCUUUACCCAGAGAUCUGUAUGUCAAUGGCAAUGACCUGCAGUGUGGGGGCGCCACUGAGCUGGUGGACGUGCUGGUGAAACACGCAGAGCGCCUCGCCCUGGAGGAGCCCAGCACCCUUGCAGCUGACCCAACAGGCAUUACCAACUCAAAGCCACUGAGGAGCAGUACGGCAUCUUCAAAGGGAAAAAAGAGAAAGAGAAAAGGGAAGAAGAGGAAGUCUGUAACCACACCUGCAGAAAUUGGGCCUUGGCUGGAGAAGCUUCACCUCUCAGACAAUGCUAUCGACACGUUUGGCCUGGGAAGGACUGUUACAGCGAUGAGCUUCACACAAACAAUCUGCUUGUUGAUCAAGCUCUCAACUCACCUGGUGGAGCUGGACCUCAGUGAGAACCACAUUGGGGAUGAGAACGGAAAACUGCUUCUGGAGGCCCUGCAGGACAGGAGAGCGGGUGAAAAGACAGUGUUAAAAGUCAAAGUUACCACCCAGAUGAGUGCAGACACAUUUGCUGCCAUCUUGAAGAAUUCCAAGAAACUGAAGUCUGUGAAAAAGAAAAAGAAAAAAAAGGCACAAAAAUGAGGAUUUUCAUCUCUGGAAGGAAGUCAAUCUGAACUGACAAAAGAGUUGACAUUAAUGCAGGACAUAAAUUGCACAUGUAUGUGGAAUUCAUGAAUAAUGUAAAUAUUGGAACACAGCUGGAUUUUAGGCCCUUUCACACUUGCCUUUUUGUGUGACAUAUCCUAUUUCUUGACAAACACCUUACAUUAAACACAAGAAAUUGGAUAUUAAAUGUAUACUAUGCAGGAUUGUUUAGCCUUUGUUUACAAUCAAGUAGGUCUCCUCCUCCUCCUUCAACCUCGCCCACUCACCCCUGAGUGUCCUACACUAUACAUCUGCCAACCCAAAAUCUUCCAGGCCUCUUUGAGCAUGCUGUGCAAAGUGGAAACAAAAAUGAUAUGAAUAGAUGCCCUGGGUUGAAAUCCUUUCAUCUACACUCUACAGUAACAACCAUUAAUUUGCAGUGGAACAUUCUCUGGCCAUAACACUGUAGCAACUGCAAUCAUGGCUUGCUGCCACUGGCCAUAAAUCAGGGCACAUUAGGAAUUCAGCAAAGUUCAAAUUCUCAUUGUUUCACUUUUGAGACACUGCUCACAUUCCUCAGCAUAAUGUUCAGAAUUUCCCUCCAGAACUCCAUUUCACAAAUUCAGAUUACCCCAGGAUGUGAGAGGGCCUCAAGAUCGCUCGGCUAGCAGUGGUGUGUAGGUGAAUGCCAGAAAAUAGUGUUUUAGUUAAAGGUUUUAUUAAUGAAA